Molecule: messenger RNA, 1217 nt
Organism: Brassica oleracea var. oleracea
Lineage: Eukaryota; Viridiplantae; Streptophyta; Magnoliopsida; Brassicales; Brassicaceae
Product: cinnamoyl-CoA reductase 1-like
Exons: 5
Coding region: 82-1059 (325 amino acids)
Molecular function (GO): oxidoreductase activity, acting on the CH-OH group of donors, NAD or NADP as acceptor
Source: RefSeq, a predicted model, not a curated record
UUAUCGCCUAAUAGAUACGUAUUUGACCAACAUUACAAAACUUAUUAAUGAACUUAUCCCUUCUCUUCAUCUAAAAGAGAGAUGAACGGCGGAGGAAAGGUGGUCUGCGUCACCGGAGCUUCCGGGUACAUAGCUUCUUGGAUUGUUAAGCUUUUGCUCCUCCGUGGCUACACCGUCAGGGCUACCGUUCGAAACCCAACCGACACUGCGAAAACAGAACAUCUCCUUGCACUUGAGGGUGCAAAAGAAAGACUAAAACUGUUCAAAGCAGAUCUUUUGGAAGAAUGUUCCUUCGAACAAGCUAUUGAAGGUUGUGACGCUGUCUUUCAUACAGCUUCUCCUGUUAAGUACAUCGUCACGGAUCCUCAGACUGAGCUAAUAGAUCCAGCCGUAAAGGGUACUCUUAACGUCCUUAACACAUGCAAGAAAACUUCCUCCGUAAAAAGAGUCAUUUUAACAUCGUCCACGGCUGCGGUUCUUGUUCGUCCUUUGGAGCCAAAAGACGUGGUGGACGAGACUUUCUUCUCUGAUCCAAGUGUCUGCACCGAAUUAAAGUUAUGGUAUCCACUCUGCAAGACUUUGGCAGAGAAUGCAGCUUGGCAAUUUACCAAAGACAAUGGAAUGGACAUGGUCGUGAUAAAUCCAGGAUUUAUAAUCGGCCCACUUUUGCAGCCAACCCUUAACUUUUCGGUAGAGAUCAUUGUGGAUAUGGUAAAGGGUAAGAACCCUUUCAACUUUAUAAACUACAGGUUCGUGGACGUGAGAGAUGUUGCCUUGGCUCAUGUCAAAGCGUUGGAGAUUCUUUCGGCCAAUGGCAGAUACCUCAUUGAUGGCCCAAGUAUGACGAUAAACGAAAUUAGAGACACUAUACACGAAUUAAUUCCAGAUUUGUGUAUUGCUGAUAUGAAUGGAGAAAGCGAGAUGAAAGAAAUCACGACGAAAGAAAUCAUUUACGAAGUGUGUGUGGAGAAAGUGAAGACUUUAGGAGUUGAGUUCACUCCCCUCGAGUCAAGCCUUAGAGACACCAUCAUUAGCCUCAAAGAAAAAUGUCUCUUAUGAGAAUAUGAUCAUGUUUCAUGUACGUAUUUACGACAUGUAUUACUGGAUGUAUUCCGCAGAGAUAUUGCGUCUAUCAUCAGUGUAUUAAACACUCAUGGUACAUGCAGCCGAUGGUACAUUGUGACGACAAAUGAAAAUGACAAUAUUUUUAGCGAUUU